CCAAAUUUAUAUGACACCUAAAACAUGGCGUCGUCCAGUCGUUUUCGAACGUGAUACAAUAAGUCAAAGAUUUUCCUGUUGAGUUGUUUUAUGUCCACGUUGGAAGUUUGUUUACACUUGCAGUGAUCAUCAUCAUGGGAAGAUCAGGAAAGAGGAAAGAAAUGUCGCGUUCAAGGUCCAGAGAAAGGAAGAAACAACGGGACAAAAAGCAUAAGACUAAGAGCCGCAGAUCACACUCUGACUCCAGCAGUAGUGAAAGCAGCAGUGAUGAUGGCCACAGACAUCGGCAUCAAAGACACCAAGAACUCCACCGCCAUUCCAGAGACAGAGACAGGUCCAGGUCCAGAUCCCCUUCCAGAUCAAGACACAGAGAGAAGCAUCACAAGCACAGACGAAGAGCAAGGUCCCACUCUAGGUCCAGGUCACCUAUCCGUGGACGGAGAGAUGCAGGAUAUGAUGAGGAACACCGUGAGCCAAGGCAAAGGCCAUUGACCAAGGAGGAGAAAAAGCAAAAGAAAGAGCUAGUUAAGCUGACCGAGACUGUAGAACAGAAAAGAUCCCGGCGACUGGCCAAGAAACUAGCCAAGGAUCGUAAACGCAAGGAAGAGAUGGGAUGGGAUGAAGAAAUGAUGGGUUAUACUAAUGCUGAUAAUCCCUUUGGUGAUCCCAACCUCUUGGACACAUUUGUAUGGCACAAGAAAAAUGAAACCGAUGGACUAGGGGGACUGGAGCAUGAGCACUUGAAGGGAAUGAUGAAGGGCAAACAAGUGGAGAACAGGCUUGAACUUCAAAAAGUAAAGCAGCGCAGAAUAGAGCGAGAGAAAGAAAGAGAACAGAGGGAAAAAGAACUGGAGGAACUACAGAGGAUGAGAGAAGCAGAGUCAUUUAAAGAAUGGGAGCAACAAGAGGACAGUUUCCAUUUACAUCAAGCAAAGCUGAGGUCCAAGAUAAGAAUACAAGAUGGCAGAGCCAAGCCGAUUGAUUUACUGGCUCAGUACAUCAGCGCUGAUCCAGAUGAUGACCUGUCUGUUGAGAUGCAGGAACCAUAUAACGCUCUCAGGGGACUGACUAUCAAUGAUCUGGAAGACUUGAUGGAAGAUAUCAUUGUAUACAAGGAAUUGGAGAAAGAUAGUAACCUGGAGUUCUGGAAAGACAUGACAGUCAUUGCUGAGGAUGAGUUGGCUAAACUCAAGAAGAUCAGCCCAGAGGGACAAGAUGGUGCUGAUCGACGGGAAGGCAUCAAUGUAUCUGUAAGUUAUGAGGUGGCCUCAGUAUUCAGAGGCAAGAAGCACAGUCAACUGCUGGCCUUGAAAGAACAAAUCAUGCGACGGAUCAAGAGUGGCGAUACAGGCGUGGAUAUUGGCUAUUGGGAAUCACUACUGCAGCAGUUGAAUGCCCACAUGGCAAGGGCACGGUUAAAGGAGCAACAUCAAGACAAGCUGCAAAGAAAACUGAAUGCACUCAGACAACAGCAAGGGGUGGUUUCUGAUCCUAGAGAUGCCUCCUCUAAGGCCGCUGCAAGCCAAGACCCAAGCCAGAUCCAGCUACCAUCUGAUUCAGAUGGUGAGGACCAUGAGAUUAGGAAACGUAUCAAGAAGGAACCAGAAUCAGCUGAAGAGGCCGGCCCUAGCCAGGCAGAGAGUGCAGCACCAGGCCAGUCAACUGAAGCAGAACCAGAGUCUGUCUUGACUCAAGCAGAUCUUGAGGAAGAAUGCCUACUAGAGUUUGAUAAGGGAGGCUACAGCCCUAAGCUGAUGGACAUGAAAGCACUGCCUCCAGAGACCUUGAUCUUUGACCCUGAAGAAGACAAGGCUAAACUACAGCGUAUUAGGCAACAGCUCAUCACCACAGGAAGUGUAGAGAACACAGUGGAGGCAGAGUUUAUCAAGAAAGCUCGAGCUGGUAUGGACUCAGAUGAGGCAACAUUUGCUGUGGAGGUGGACGUGCAGAACAAACCCUACCUGUGGUCAGAUAAAUACCGCCCUCGCAAACCACGCUUCUUCAACAGGGUGCACACGGGUUUUGAGUGGAAUAAAUACAACCAAACCCAUUAUGACAUGGACAACCCUCCACCCAAAGUGGUUCAAGGGUACAAGUUCAACAUAUUUUACCCUGAUCUUAUCGACAAAAGAAAGACACCAGAAUACACCUUGACACCAUCUCCUGAAAACGAGGAUUUUGCAGUCCUGCGAUUCCAUACAGGCCCACCAUAUGAGGAUAUUGCCUUCAAAAUAGUGAAUCGUGAGUGGGAGUAUUCACAUCGUCAUGGAUUCCGAUGUCAAUUCAACAACAGCAUCUUCCAGCUGUGGUUCCGCUUCAAACGUUACCGCUACCGAAGAUGAGAUUGACAGAGACUUCUCUGGGAUGAUAUCAAAUUGGGGGUUAUUGUUUUGAGGGAAGGCUGUUGAGAGUGAAGCUGUAUUAGGGCGUCCCUGGUUAUUUCUUUAAAUUAAAAAAAAUAGUGAAUACAAAAUACUUCAGUGGCAAACAAAUAUGAGAACAUAGAAAUAAAAACGGACACCCUUUUCAUGAAAUCAUGACAUUUAAUUUGAAUGAUGGCUUACUGUUAAAGAUAUGCCGCCAUAAAUGUGCAUAAUGUACAGGUUGAACUUGAACUCAAAGCUUUGAACAUAGAGGAAUUUUUGCUAUGUGACUCCAUGUAUAUAACUACAUAGUUAUCUAAUUCUACAUUUAACACUGUUGUAAUGUGGGAUAUGACGUUUUUAGCACCCGAGGGGCACAUAGCACCCGAGGGGCACAUAGCACCCGAGGCGAAGCAUUUCCAAAGAUAUAUGGUUCCAACUUAUUGUGCGAGAAAUUAAUUGAACCACUGCGAAGUAACCUCUGAUAACUGAAGAUUUUGAUGUCAUGCCAGACAUGAGACUGAGCAGUUGACGUUGCAGUUCUCAUUGCGCAAAGCUAGCGCACCGGCAGGUUCCAUACGCGCAUGCAAUGAGCACACUGUCAUAUCACAGAACGCCACGUAAAAAAUUGAUAGUGUGUGACAUGUGCAUUUAUAGACCAGACACAUGGCCGUUCUAGACCAAUGAAAUUGCAGUAUCCAAGCACACGAUAUAACAAAUGGAAUUAUCAAACCUAACAACUUUUGUGCCUUCUGGAAGUUUACAAGCCAGUUGUUAUAAAUGAGCUGUUCGUAUGAUUGUACUUACAUGUAUUGCCAUCUGCUUGUGUGAACGUGAUCGUACAUUUCGAAGCUGAUCCUCGUAUGGUUAUUUGAAAUAUUGAACUAAAAAAGUAACAUUUCUUGGAAGGCCCAUAAGCCUUAGUGGGUCUUGGGCCAUGACCUAAAGUGGCAAUGACCGAAGCAGUUGGUAUGAAUACGCACACCUUUCCACAUUGUGCAAACUUGCUACUCUGUUGGUUGUCACAUCUAAUUAUAAUAAAAAACAACCCAUAUGGAAAGCAAGAAUGUAUGCACAUAAAUGAUGUAAAUGUA
Patiria miniata (bat star) is the source of this 3457-nucleotide messenger RNA. It is a transcript of the gene cactin, whose product is annotated as cactin-like. Gene Ontology annotation, molecular function: protein binding. The transcript is spliced from 18 exons. The coding region runs from base 135 to 2342 and encodes 735 amino acids. NCBI's taxonomy places the organism in Eukaryota, Metazoa, Echinodermata, Asteroidea, Valvatida, Asterinidae. Gene Ontology annotation, cellular component: spliceosomal complex; cytoplasm. The record is from RefSeq and is a predicted model, not a curated record. Gene Ontology annotation, biological process: mRNA cis splicing, via spliceosome.